UUAUAAAAUCGCUCCCCUGUUCACGUGACCUCUCUCCGCCUGCUCGCCGCCAUCAUGGACACGAGUCGCGUGCAGCCCAUCAAGCUCGCUAGGGUAACCAAAGUGCUGGGCAGGACCGGUUCGCAGGGACAGUGCACGCAGGUACGUGUGGAAUUUAUGGAUGACACCAGCCGCUCCAUCAUCCGAAACGUCAAAGGUCCCGUUCGAGAGGGAGACGUGCUCACCCUAUUGGAGUCAGAAAGGGAGGCUCGGAGAUUACGUUGACCUUCCUGCUUUCCUGCUGGGUCCUGAGUAUCCACCACUUGGCCCAUGAUGACCUGCGACUAUUAAAUAAAGCAUUUGUAUUGUUUUAA
Molecule: messenger RNA, 353 nt
Organism: Myodes glareolus (Bank vole)
Lineage: Eukaryota; Metazoa; Chordata; Mammalia; Rodentia; Cricetidae
Gene: Rps28
Product: ribosomal protein S28
Biological process (GO): maturation of SSU-rRNA; translation; ribosomal small subunit assembly
Cellular component (GO): cytosolic small ribosomal subunit; ribosome
Molecular function (GO): structural constituent of ribosome
Source: RefSeq, a predicted model, not a curated record